Momordica charantia (bitter melon) is the source of this 327-nucleotide messenger RNA. RefSeq lists its product as uncharacterized. The record is from RefSeq and is a predicted model, not a curated record. Gene Ontology annotation, biological process: DNA integration. Gene Ontology annotation, molecular function: nucleic acid binding. Lineage: Eukaryota; Viridiplantae; Streptophyta; Magnoliopsida; Cucurbitales; Cucurbitaceae.
AUGGUCCAAGACUCGAUGCAAUAUGCAAAGAAAUGUGAGGCUUGUCAAUUUCACACCAACUUCAUACAUCAGUCUCUGGAGCCACUCCAUCCAACUAUAGCUUCAUGGCCCUUCGAAGCUUGGGGACUUGAUCUUGUUGGUCCUAUAACUCCCAAAUCAUCAGCGAGACAUUCUUACAUUCUCGCAGGAAUAGACUAUUUCUCAAGAUGGGCUGAGGCUGUUGCACUAAAAGAAGCUAAGAAAGAAAAUGUAGCUGAUUUUAUUCGCACCCAUCUCAUCUACCGUUAUGGCAUCCCGCAUCGCAUUGUCACAGAUAAUGGAAAAUAG